AUUGCUAAAUUCCAAAUAUUAUUAUAUUGCUGCAGAGUGAACGUGCUAUCACAAGAUGAAGUGCGCGGUGGCUAUAGUGCUUGCUCUGGUCGGCAUCUCCAUUGCUCAGCCAACUCCCCUCGGGCUAGGCCUCACCGGACUAGCGCACGGACCCCUGCAGCCAGCUGGGGUAAUCACGUCAAGCUUCGUCAACCACGGGGUAACUCUGCCAAGAGCUGUACCUAUCGUUACCCCACUGGUUAUACAACCAAUUCCCUCGUACAGUGUCCCAGUUUUAAGUAAUUACUACGGAUAUUCACAUUAAAUGAAUACUCAUAAAAUUGAUUUUAAAACAUAAGUAGAACAAUACCACGCAAUUCUUUUACAAACGAGCAAAUUUCUCCAACUGACAUUAUUGUAAAUAUACCAUUUCGGUUGAUUUUUAUGACUAAUUUAUUUUAAUUAUUCACUUUCCACCAGUCCCUUCUUGUUCUUUGGUGAAUUUUACUCGUAUAUAAGAAAUAAUAAGGGCGGGUCACAUAACUUUAUAUUUUUAAUUUGCGCUUUCAAUAUAGCCUUAAUCGUACACACUUACCUAACUAACGUAAUAAAUACUAGAUAAUAGACACACAGAAACCUGGAUGAUCAAAACAUUGUUCGUUCUAAAGUUCUGUGGUAUUAUCGACUGCGACAAUCUGAUUAUUUCAACUUGCAAACAUUAAAAUAAGGUAAUAAACAUUUAUGAGGUGUUGUGAAGUUUUAUUUGAAUGUUAUCACUUUUGUAAAAUGUUUCCUUUGAGAAUGUUGUGGGUUUUGAUGAUGCUGCAAGUUGGCAGAACUCUUGCGGAGAUCAGCGAGGAGUCUGAUGAUAUGGAGAGAGAGAGCAUAGUAAGAAGAGAUACGAACAAAAGAGAGUGGCAAUACGAAGGCAUACCAAUAGAAUUCUCAGUGGCAGAAACUGAAGACAAGAUAGUGAAUUCAACUGAAUCACCUGCAGAUGUCGUGGUAGAUGAGCAGGCAGACCGACGCUACCGGCGAAUCUACAACGCAGACGAGGCGGCCGCUAUCGAGGAAUACCCGUUCCUGGCAGCGCUGCUCGUCAACCGGCAGCUGUGGUGCGGCGCUGCACUCAUCGCUGCCGAUCGCGCGCUCACGGCGGCGCACUGCCUGCAGCUCCAAUACAACAACAGGUUUUUCCGAGAAUACGUGAAGAUGCUCUCCGUCCGAGUUGGUUCGUCGAAUGCGACCGCCGGCGGAGAAUUGUACAGGGUGUCCGAAAUCUUUUUCCAUCCAAACUAUAAACCUAACACCUUGGAGUUUAACUUCGCUGUUAUUCGCCUGCACAAAAACAUUAGCUACGAGAGUGCGUCGUACAAAGUGUCUAUGAUUGAGUACUCCAGGGACACGAACGUGCCAACAGACAGCGUGAUCACAUUCCUUGGAUGGGGUUCCGUAUUGGGUGUGGGCGGCGUUGGUGGACAGGUGCUGCUGCAGAAGCUAGAGCUGCCGAUCUACGACCUGGCUGAUUGUCAGGAAGUGUACGGACGUGAUCUCGUGACACGCACUAACUUCUGCGCUGGAUACAUCACAAAAGUUAAGAAUGUCUGCAACCACGACGCGGGCGGGCCGGCCAUAAUGAACGGCAUGCUGAUCGGCACGUUGUCGUUCUCCUCAAAGCGCUGCGACCUGCCCGACCAGCCCGCGGUGUUCUCCAGGGUCGGAGCGGUCGCCGCCUGGCUGGACCACAUCGCCGACCAACCCAUCACAUUCAGAACUGGAAAAUUGAAAAAGCCAGAAUGGAUCAACCGACCCCAAUGAAACACUCAUUAUCACAAAUAAUAUAUUUAUCUAAUACUGUACAUCGCAACCGUACCUACGAAGCAAGAAAUGAAUAACAACAAUACUUUUAAAUAUAUAUUUCUAUCCAACAUACAACAUUGAAUAACAUACAAUUUUUAUUUGUGUUCAUCAUCGGUUCCAUCAAUAAAGUUGACAUGGAAUGAUA
Molecule: messenger RNA, 1984 nt
Organism: Leptidea sinapis
Lineage: Eukaryota; Metazoa; Arthropoda; Insecta; Lepidoptera; Pieridae
Exons: 10
Coding region: 721-1797 (358 amino acids)
Biological process (GO): proteolysis
Molecular function (GO): serine-type endopeptidase activity
Source: RefSeq, a predicted model, not a curated record